Messenger RNA from Xiphophorus couchianus (Monterrey platyfish), 2909 nucleotides. It is a transcript of the gene dlgap5, whose product is annotated as discs, large (Drosophila) homolog-associated protein 5. The coding region runs from base 151 to 2763 and encodes 870 amino acids. Gene Ontology annotation, biological process: kinetochore assembly; signaling; regulation of mitotic cell cycle. The transcript is spliced from 19 exons. The record is from RefSeq and is a predicted model, not a curated record. NCBI's taxonomy places the organism in Eukaryota, Metazoa, Chordata, Actinopteri, Cyprinodontiformes, Poeciliidae. Gene Ontology annotation, molecular function: microtubule binding. Gene Ontology annotation, cellular component: cytoplasm; nucleus; spindle pole centrosome.
UAAAAAAUUCAACCGCCAUUAUUGUUAUGUUUCUUAAUCAGGCUGCUUUCACUGUGUUCGUUGGGCUCGUCCGGAUUUUAAGUUGCUGUUUUGAAAAGAAGACACGAUUCUUACGCAUUAUUCUUAGAGAGAACAUCAGAGCUCUCAAAAAUGGAUUCUCGAUUUGCUGACCUUCGGCGGCGAGACAUGAGCGUGUCAAUGCUCCGAGUGAAGCAGUCACGCCGGAGAUCUCAGUGCCAAAAAGAGAACCGGGAGCGGAUGGUGAACACUCGCAGGCAGCUGGACAAACUGCCAGAAGGGGACGUGUCUUCUCUGGACGUUUCCACGGUGACUACCAACAUGUCCACUGUUCAGAAGAAGACACAGAUCAAGGCCACACCAGCUAACACCGCAGUAGUAGACAGGCUGCAGCGGCUACAGAACUGGAAAGAGCAGAAGGAGCUGAAGAAGGAAAAGGAAAAAAGAGAGAGGGAGUCAAAAAGAGUGUUCAAGACUGGCCUCUAUCAACCCAAAGACAUGUUCAGUUUUGCUCCGCUGCCUGCCGUCCCGUCUGCUACAUCCAGACCCAGAGAGACAAAGAUGAAUGUAGCUCCACCCCAGAGCAGCAGAGUCACUCGCUCCAUGAAACAGGCCCAGCAGGAACCACAGAGGUUUCUGCAGCCUCUGGUGACGCAGCAUCAGAACACUCGGGCGAACAGAGUCCAGCCGGCCAGGACCCGUUCUGCUGCCACCAAGACCAGUGCAGCAUGUCAAUCUGUGUGUCUGUCAGGCUGUCCUGCUGCGUCAGGGCCAGGCGGCCGAGCGUUAUCCACCAGAUCGGCCAACAGGCCUCCGGUUACUAGAGCUCAGGCUGAGGUGAAAGACAAUCCUAAGGCCAAAGAUGGAAGAACCACAAGGAACAGAGCAGUUAUCAACCCUCUACCGCCCUCGUCUGGAGAAGGAAGGAACUGUAAAGCUGUCAUCACCACAGUCCAGCCUGAUGAGCACAAGGAGGCCGAGCUCACCGAACCUCCGGUCCAGGAACAAGAGAAAGCAGUCUGUCCUCCAUGCCCCACGCCUGGCCGCGAGGACAGAGCCACGGCAGUGAGCCCAGCUCCAGAGGAAGCCGCCCCUGCUGAGGGUUCUGCUGCUCCUUCAUUUGCCCCUGACGGUUUCAUCUUUGAGGCCCCUGCCGGGCUGUCGGCCUUCAAGUUUGAGCCUCUCACCCCCCGAUCGGCAGACGCCUUCCUCACUCCGAGUCCCAGUUUCAGUUCCCUACCAGCACCAGUGUUCAGUGAUGAACCUCCAGCUGAGCCUGGAGAGCCCACUCCGCCCGAGCCUCCCGGCCGCUCUCCUCUGCGCAUCGCUUCGGCCUCAGCCAGCCCGCAUGAGUCAAAGCAUGACGUGCCGUACUUCAGAUCAGAAAUGUCCAACGAGACGGACAGACUGACAGACCUUUGUCUCCGCUGGGAGUCCAGAGUGGAGGACGAAACCAUCCCAGAAGAGAUGAGAGACCGAAUGCGCACAGCAGUAGGCCAGGCGAGGCUGCUGAUGAAGGAGCGCUUCAAGCAGUUCAGCGGCCUGGUGGACGACUGCGAGCUGAGCCGCGGAGAGAAGGUCACCACCUGCACCGACCUGCAGGGCUUCUGGGACAUGGUGUACUUCCAGGUGGAAGACGUCAACAGGAAGUUUGAUGCCCUGAGAGAAGCAGAGGGCCGCGGCUGGUUGGAGGAGCUGAAGCCGCCCCCACGACAGAGGAGAGCGGUGAAGAAAACGUUGGCCGUUCCCGCCAAGCCGCCAGGAAACAAAGCUGCAGCCAAAUCUCGCCUGGCGGCGGUGAAAGCUGCCAUGAAAGCCCGGCAGCAGGCAGAGAAGGCAGAGGACACAGGGGGCGCUGCUGGCAGGCAGGAGCCACUGGAAGGUCUCUCCCAGCUGGAGAGCCCAGCCAGACCGUCAACCCGGCGAUCCAGCCGCCUGAGCGCGGCGGCGGUGGCGUUGCCCCAGACGGUGUUGGCCCAGGCUUCCCCCGCGGCAGCUCACCCCUCACCCAGGAGAGUCACCCGCCAGUCCCUUGCAUUGACCCAGACCCCCGUUCCUGCUCCCCCCGCUCAGCCUGUCCACUCUGCACAGAAACACCUGGACUACAAAUCCCAGCAAGAAGCUCCUCAGGCCUCCCAGAAGCAGAACGCUUCUCUCUGCUUCUCCCCUGUAAAGGAAGUUCCUUCAGACGAGUCCCAGAACCAGACGAGUCCCAACCAGCGCUCUGAGCAGGAAAUGGCGUCCGAAGACCUUUCAACUCUUUCUGUGGACAACAAACCCUGUGAUGUCUUCAGCGCCAGACUUUCCCCGUCUUCAUGUCAAACUCCUUCUGCAGUCCAACCACUGGCCCGUUCCCCAUCCGAUCAGGUUCCCAUGGAGACCCAGCCGCCCAGCUCUCCCACUCCAGAUGUUUCAGUCGUUGAGGAAAUUCCUGGUUUGGACUUUGAACGUUAUUUCCAGCCGUCGCAGAGAUGCAGUAUGUCACCGGGGGACACUGUUGCCAUAGAGAUGUCGUCAUCCAUGGGAGCGGAUGUAGAAAUGGAGAGUCCUAAAGGACAACCUGCAGAGCUGCUUGCUCAUCUAGAGCCAGCACUCUCAGCGGUGUCUUCAGUGUUCAGUCCUCAAUCACCACAGGUGCAGACUGCGCAGUCGGCCUUGCUGCUCUUCACCCCGGACCUGAAGGACCGGAUACGCCCGUCCACCUGUCCAAGUGACCUCAUGGUCUUCACCCCUCCAAACGUAUAAAAGCUUCUCUUACAUUGUUCUGUUUUGACUAAACAUGUUCAACGUCUGGAAAAAAAAGAAAAAUUUGUCUUUUUUUUUUUUUAUUUUAUAUAUUCAGUUGAAAAUAUUUCUUUUGCUUCUUUUGAAUUAAACUUUGUGUUUGCAAA